This is a messenger RNA of Mugil cephalus (flathead mullet), 2340 nucleotides long. It is a transcript of the gene hsc70, whose product is annotated as heat shock cognate 70. Bases 147 to 2096 code for a protein of 649 amino acids. NCBI's taxonomy places the organism in Eukaryota, Metazoa, Chordata, Actinopteri, Mugiliformes, Mugilidae. The transcript has 9 exons. Gene Ontology annotation, biological process: vesicle-mediated transport; cellular response to unfolded protein; protein refolding. Gene Ontology annotation, molecular function: ATP hydrolysis activity; misfolded protein binding; ATP-dependent protein folding chaperone. Gene Ontology annotation, cellular component: cytoplasm; cytosol; nucleus. The record is from RefSeq and is a predicted model, not a curated record.
CACAUGCUCACCCUCUUGGUCCGUCUGCCUGAGGAGGGAAGGGAGCGCUGGAGAGGAGUUUAAGCGACGGUGUUGAGAGCCGGGCGAAAGCAAAGCAUUCCUUUAAUUCAGUAAACUCUCAAGCCGUGAACGUCUAACUGCAAAAGAUGUCUAAAGGACCAGCAGUAGGUAUUGAUCUGGGCACCACAUACUCCUGUGUGGGCAUCUUCCAGCAUGGCAAAGUUGAGAUCAUUGCCAACGACCAGGGAAACAGAACCACACCCAGCUAUGUGGCCUUCACGGACACAGAGAGGCUUAUUGGAGACGCUGCCAAGAACCAGGUGGCCAUGAACCCCUCCAACACUGUCUUUGAUGCCAAACGUCUGAUUGGUCGCAAGUUUGACGAUCCUGUGGUGCAAUCUGACAUGAAACACUGGCCCUUCAAGGUGAUAAAUGACUCGUCCAAGCCCAAGAUGGAGGUCGAGUAUAAGGGUGAGAUCAAGAGCUUCUUCCCUGAGGAGAUUUCCUCGAUGGUCCUAACCAAAAUGAAGGAGAUCUCUGAAGCGUACCUUGGCAAGACUGUGAACAAUGCAGUUAUCACAGUUCCUGCUUACUUUAAUGACUCCCAGCGUCAAGCCACCAAAGAUGCUGGAACCAUCUCUGGGCUUAAUGUUCUGCGCAUUAUCAAUGAGCCCACUGCUGCUGCCAUUGCCUAUGGCUUGGACAAAAAGGUUGGCAGUGAGCGUAAUGUCCUUAUCUUUGAUCUUGGCGGUGGUACUUUUGAUGUAUCAGUCCUGACCAUUGAAGAUGGCAUCUUUGAGGUCAAGUCCACAGCUGGUGAUACGCACUUGGGUGGCGAGGACUUUGACAACCGCAUGGUUAACCAUUUCAUUGCUGAAUUCAAGCGCAAGUUCAAAAAGGAAAUCACCAACAACAAGCGUGCUGUGCGUCGCCUGCGCACAGCUUGCGAGCGUGCCAAGCGCACCCUCUCCAGCAGCACCCAGGCUAGCAUUGAGAUUGAUUCACUCUAUGAAGGUACAGAUUUCUACACUUCCAUCACCAGGGCCCGUUUUGAAGAGCUCAAUGCAGACCUGUUCCGUGGGACCCUCGAGCCUGUGGAGAAGGCCCUUAGAGAUGCCAAGAUGGACAAGGCCCAGAUCCAUGACAUUGUCCUGGUGGGAGGUUCCACACGUAUUCCCAAGAUUCAAAAGCUACUGCAGGACUUCUUCAAUGGCCGGGACCUCAAUAAGAGCAUCAACCCUGAUGAGGCUGUGGCCUAUGGGGCAGCUGUGCAGGCCGCCAUCUUGGCUGGUGAUAAGUCUGAGAAUGUACAGGACCUGCUCCUGCUGGAUGUCACGCCCCUCUCCCUGGGAAUUGAGACAGCUGGAGGGGUCAUGACUGUCCUUAUCAAAAGGAACACCACCAUCCCAACCAAGCAAACCCAGACCUUUACCACCUAUUCAGACAACCAACCUGGUGUGCUCAUCCAGGUUUAUGAAGGUGAGAGAGCCAUGACCAAGGACAAUAAUAGCCUGGGGAAGUUUGAACUGACCGGUAUUCCACCUGCUCCCAGAGGAGUCCCUCAGAUUGAGGUGACCUUUGACAUUGAUGCCAAUGGCAUUCUCAAUGUGUCCGCAGUGGACAAAAGCACUGGAAAGGAGAACAAGAUCACCAUCACUAAUGACAAAGGGAGAUUGAGCAAGGAGGACAUUGAGCGCAUGGUGCAAGAGGCAGAGCAGUUCAGGGCUGAGGAUGAGGUCCAGAGAGAAAAGGUCACAGCUAAGAAUUCCCUUGAAUCUCUUGCCUUCAAUAUGAAGAGCACAGUCGAAGAUGAGAAGCUCCAAGACAAAAUCAGCCCUGAGGACAAAAAGACAAUUGUGGACAAAUGCAACGAAGUCAUUGCCUGGCUGGACAGGAACCAGACGGCAGAAAAGGAUGAGUACGACCACCAGCAGAAGGAACUAGAGAAGGUGUGCAACCCCAUCAUCUCCAAGCUGUACCAAGGCGGUGCACCAGGAGGAAUGCCGGGAGGAAUGCCGGGAGGAAUGCCUGGAGGCUUCCCCGGUGGAGCUGGUGGUGGCUCCUCUUCUGGCCCAACUAUCGAAGAGGUCGACUGAAUGGAGGGUGUUUUGCACAUCCAAGAAAUACUGCAUCACAGGUUUAUCUGUAUUUAAAUUCCUGCCAUAUAAUUAAAGUUAAAUCUAAUACUUACACAUAGCGCUUCCAAUAUCCAGUCACAUAUUUCUUCCUCUUCCCACUGACAGGCAUGGUUUUGUAUAUCAUCCACCAAAACUGUAAAAUCUGUAUUCUUUAACCAAUAAAUCAUCAAGAUUUCCAAUAAAGAAUCUAAUUUGCAAAAUA